AUCCGGUUGGAGAGGAGAACAGACACACGCAACAAUUACCAGUUUACAGUGAGCAGAGCAAAGAGGGAGAGACAGAGAGAGAUGGCCUCAGCGAAUGAGUCCAAACAGGUGCAGAAAGAUGCUGCAGACCAGAACUUUGACUAUAUGUUCAAGUUGCUGAUCAUUGGCAACAGCAGUGUUGGCAAGACCUCGUUCCUGUUCCGAUAUGCAGAUGACUCCUUCACGUCUGCCUUUGUCAGCACGGUGGGCAUUGACUUCAAAGUGAAAACCGUCUACAGAAAUGAGAAGAGGGUGAAGCUGCAGAUAUGGGACACUGCAGGCCAGGAACGUUACCGUACCAUCACUACAGCAUACUACAGAGGUGCCAUGGGAUUCCUGCUAAUGUAUGAUAUUGCCAACCAGGACUCCUUCAAUGCUGUGCAUGAUUGGGCUACGCAGAUCAAAACCUACUCCUGGGACAAUGCUCAGGUCAUCCUAGUUGGUAAUAAAUCUGACCUGGAAGAUGACCGUGUAGUCCCCACAGAAGACGGAAGGCGGCUGGCUGACGAUUUAGGCUUUGAGUUUUUCGAAGCAAGUGCCAAAGAAAAUAUUAACGUGAAGCAGGUUUUCGAACGCCUAGUCGAUAUCAUCUGCGUGAAGAUGUCCGAGACCCUUGAUGUGGACCCCACGCUGAUCGGCAACAACAAGAAUUCAUCCCUUGCCGAGAACCCCCAGCCACAGCAAAGCAGCUGUCCAUGCUAGGAACCCUCACGUCUGACCUCUUAGUCUCCUAAAUCAUCAACCACAGAGGGAGGAUCCGCUAAGAAUGGAUUUGGGGAAGGGAGUGAAAUUAGGCUUCAAAACAUAUUUAAAACUUGUCAGAGUGUAUCAUUUUUUUAAAAAUUAGGAACUUGGCCAAACAUUUCUACGUGUGAUAGACAGGCACUAGUUUCCACCUGCCCAUCCAGUUGAGGUGUUGCUUUCAACACUUACUCAUACAGGUCUAAGGCAGCUAUUGUUAAACCACCAAGGGAAGCAGGAAUUGGUGGAUAAAAUAGUACAUGUCAGCACUGGCAUUGGUAGGUGGGGCCCUGUGCCGUCUAUAGUUGGGAGGGGUGUUUCCAAAUCGGGAAACUGGGAUCAAGAGUAAUUUAAAAAGAAGUGACCCCCAAGUUUGGAGUUUUUUUUUUAAUCUUUCCGUUUGAAAAUAAGAUGAAGACUGGCGCAGACAUUAACCACUGAGCGGGUUGGGAUGGAAAUAACAGUACCACUUCCUAGGGUCUUCAUGGGUUAUUGGUGAUCAAUGGUGUAAAUGCGUGAAGACAUUGCUCAAUGAAACCAUGCCCCACCACCCAUUUCUUCAUUCCUACCCCAUAAUGUGGAGGAAUGUUACACUAAGGAAGCUAGCUUAGGACUUUGAGUCUUCUGCCAUUACUGCAGCCCUGGCAUUAGUGCAGUGACUAAUGUAAAGCAUUAACGCCAAAUUUGGAGCAGUGUUUGUGUGUGCAUGUUGCCAGUUCUCUGCUCUAUAUGUAUAAAUGAAUUGUUUUCAGAAUUGGUGAGCUGGUGUUUUAUUCGCUCAUGUCUCUGCAAUGCGGUUUUGACUUCCAUUCAAGAAGUUGACUCACCUGUAGGAAGCGAAGCUCACACUAGAAGGACUCUCUGUGAAUGUGUUUCAUAUCUUUGACCCCUAGCUGCUACAUGUCCGUACCUGUCUUUCACUGGCUUUUACAGGAGAUCUCUCAUGUGUGUCUUCUUGUAUUGAAGGUUGCCUCAGCAGGUGUAGUGACUGAUCAGCAUGAAGUCAGCAGGCGCAGUAUAUUGUCUCUGAUUUUAAAACCAGCAAAAGGAACCUGUCCCAUUGAGUGAAAUUACAUUUACGUAGAAUUUGCAGCACAGAAAGAGGCCAUUUGGCCCAACUGGCCUGUGCCAGUGUUAAUGCUCCACAUUAACCUCCACCCACCCUUCAUCUAUCUCACCCUCUGUGUGAUCCUUCUAUUUCUUCCUCCUUCAUGUGCUUAUCUACCUUUUUUGCCUCCCAGUGCCUCUAUAUUCUUUCUAUAAUAUGAAGACCAGAACUGUGCACAGUACUCCAGGUGUGGCCUAGCCAAGGUUCGAUACGAGUUUAGCAUGUUGUUUUGAAAUGUUUUGAAACAUUUCUAAAUCGUCUUGCCUGCGGUUUCUAAAUUAAAUGAAGAGGCCAAGUAUUUGGUAGCAAGGAGUGUUUGAAAUCCACCCAUAGGGGUUGGAAUUGCCAAGUAGACUUCAUAAAUUCUAUGACUCCUCCACAGGUGUGUUUCUUCAGUUCUUUGCCAGGUUGCUAGAGCAUUUCUUUCAGAAGGACUAAACUGACCAAGGAGACUUGAUUCCACAGAGUGGGCAUACAUUCAGUUCACUGGCACCGUGUCAUUGAGGACAGUAAUUGUCAAAGUCUCUGUGGUCUAGCUUUCUUCAGACUGAGGGGUUGAAAGUGGACAUUCACCCUUGUCCAAGGGUUGGGGAAGAGGUGGGUUCGUGGUUUGAGUUCUGAUUUGCUGAUGGUGACAUUGUCACAUAAGGAGACUCGGGAAUUUAUAAACUGUUCACCCAAAAUUCAGACUGGCUCAAAACUUGGGUGCGCUGUAAUGGGAGGAGAUUCUUUUCAUUUGCUCUUUUUCAAAGAUGCUGGUUUUAAAGAUAUUUGUUUGUUGAUUCACCCUGGCAGGAUGUCCCAUUGCUUGUUCCUUGGCUUUGAACCCAAACAGCAGCAGAUAUCAGUAAUCCCCAUUGUCUGUGGCCUGCUGCCAAUGGAUACCUGUUCACAGGAGUAACUUUUAGAAGAUAACCCGGUCUAGAGUUGUUGUCUUCUCAUAUAUCGGUGGUGCUUUUGCAGGCCUGACUGUCAGUAUUACAGUGUACACAUUUUAUUUUUCUUGGGAUAUGGGCAUCUCUGGCUCGGUCAGCAUUUGUUGCCCAUUGCUAAUUGUGCUCGAGAAGGUGGUGGUGAGCCAGCAUCUUGAACCGCUGCAAUCCAUCUGGUGUAGGU
Carcharodon carcharias (great white shark) is the source of this 3004-nucleotide messenger RNA. It is a transcript of the gene rab3da, whose product is annotated as RAB3D, member RAS oncogene family, a. Gene Ontology annotation, biological process: regulation of exocytosis; protein localization to plasma membrane; protein secretion. The coding region runs from base 82 to 741 and encodes 219 amino acids. The record is from RefSeq and is a predicted model, not a curated record. Gene Ontology annotation, cellular component: endosome; synaptic vesicle; plasma membrane. The transcript has 5 exons. Gene Ontology annotation, molecular function: GTPase activity; GTP binding. NCBI's taxonomy places the organism in Eukaryota, Metazoa, Chordata, Chondrichthyes, Lamniformes, Lamnidae.